Camelus dromedarius (Arabian camel) is the source of this 4552-nucleotide messenger RNA. It is a transcript of the gene ANKRD42, whose product is annotated as ankyrin repeat domain 42. The transcript has 14 exons. Gene Ontology annotation, molecular function: NF-kappaB binding. The record is from RefSeq and is a predicted model, not a curated record. NCBI's taxonomy places the organism in Eukaryota, Metazoa, Chordata, Mammalia, Artiodactyla, Camelidae. The coding region runs from base 1 to 2535 and encodes 844 amino acids.
AUGCAAGAAAGCCGGAAGCGACGGCUCCACCUCUCCAACCAGGCGGCUGGAGUCGGGACGCUGGAAAGCGAGUCGGAUGAGAGAGUACCCGCCGACGGCGGUCGCCGCCACAGCAGGUCGCGGGGAGUAGCAACCGAAGACUGCGGCCGUCGCGCCAGCCAUCGCGUGUGGAGAAUAAACGGCCCGCACGGCCAACGCGGCGACCGGUUCAGGGAAAGAGUUAGCGAAGACUGGGGCUUUAGUGGUAGCGAAGAUAGGGAAAGAAUCCGUGAAGACAGCGACCACCGCUGCAGGGUCCCGAUAGGAAGAGUGAGUGAAGACGUGGGCUUCUCCUGCAAAGACUCGAGAAGGGUCAGUGAAGACCUGGGCCACCGCCGCAGUGUUUCUCAGGAGAGAGUCAGGGGAGAUGGUGGCCACCUUCCCAGGAACUCUUGGGAGAGAGUAAGGGAAGACCGUAGCAGCGACGAGAGUUUAAGUAAAGUCGGCAGCCACCCUACUAGUGAAUCCGGGGGAACAGUCAAAGAAGGCCGCGGCCUCCGCCUCAGUGGGACCUGGGAGAGAGUCAGGGAGGUCCGGGGCCCCCAAACCAGUGACUCGGGAGAGAGAGGCAGUGACGACCGCAGCCGUCGCCUCAGUGGCUCAUGGGAGGGCGGGAGUGUGGAUGGUGGCCGCAACCUCAGCAGUGCCUGGGAAGGGGUAAGUGAAGACCGCGGCUACUUGGCCAGCGACUCCUCGGAAGUGAGCAUCAGCGAAGACGCCAACCUCCGCCGCUUCUGGGAGAGGGAAAGUGAAGACGAAGUUUCCCGCUGCCGGGGCUCCUGGGAGAGAACGGCGGAGAACAGUGGCCCCGGGCUUAGUGACAACGAGGAAGACAGCCGCUGCUGCAGUGGCUCGUGGGUAACAGCGAGCGAAGACCGCUGCCGCAGCAGGGGCCUGGACUCGACUCCUCCCCGGAGUCUGAGGGACCGCACCAUGCCCGGGGUGUCGGAUUCAGGCCCCUCCACCUCCUCCACGGAGACUUCGACCCCGUGUGCCAGGAAGAAUGUGCAUUUUGGUAGCAUACAUGAUGCGGUACGAGCUGGAGAUGUAAAGCAGCUUUCAGAAAUAGUAGAACGAGGUGCCAGCAUCAAUGAAGUUGACAUUCUUCAUAAAUUUACCCCUUUACAUUGGGCAGCCCAUUCUGGAAGUCUGGAGUGUCUUCAUUGGCUCCUCUGGCAUGGAGCUGAUAUCUCACAAGUAACUGUGAGAGGUUGGACAGCGGCUCACAUAGCUGCAAUCAGGGGACAGGAUGCUUGUAUGCAGGCUCUUAUAAUCAACGGAGCGAAUCUGGCAGCUCAGGAUGAUCGUGGAUGCACUCCUUUACACCUUGCUGCAACACAUGGACAUUCUUUCACUCUACAAAUAAUGCUCCGGAGUGGAGUGGAUCCCAGCGUGGCUGAUAAGAGAGAAUGGAAACCAGUGCAUUAUGCAGCUUUUCAUGGGCGGCUGGGCUGUUUGCAACUUCUGAUUAAAUGGGGAUGUAGCAUAGAAGAUGUGGACUACAACGGAAACCUUCCAGUUCACUUAGCAGCCAUGGAGGGCCACCUUCACUGUUUUAAAUUCCUACUCAGUAGAAUGAGCAGUACCUCUCAAGCUUUAAAGUCCUUCAAUGAUAAUGGAGAAAAUGUGGUGGAUCUGGCCCAGAGAUUCUUUAAACAGAACAUUUUACAAUUUAUCCAGGGGGCUGAGUAUGAAGGAAAUGAUCCAGAAGAUCAGCAAACUUUAGCAUUUCCAGGUCAUGUGGCUGCCUAUAAGAGUGAUUUGGAAAUGCUUAAGAAAUUAAUAGAAGAUGGAGUAAUCAACAUUAAUGAACGUGAUAAUAAUGGAUCAACACUUAUGCAUAAAGCUGCUGGACAAGGCCACAUUGAAUGUUUGCAGUGGCUUAUUAAAAUGGGCGCAGACAGUAAUAUUACAAACAAAUUAGGGGAGAAAGCCAGUGAUGUGGCUAAGAGGUUUGCCCAUUUAGCAGCAGUAAAGCUAUUGGAAGGACUACAGAAAUAUGAUACAGAUGAUGAGAAUGAAAUUGAUGAAAAUGAUAUGAAGUUUUUUAUAAGACAUGGUGUUGAGGGAAGCACUGAUGCCAAGGAUGAUUUAGGUCUCAGUGAGUCGGAUAAAACAGAUGCCAGAGUGAGAGCUUACAAGAAAAUUGUAGAAUUGAGACACCUCCUGGAAAUUGCUGAGAGCAACUAUAAAUGCUUGGGAGGAGUAACAGAAGAAGAUUUAAAGCAGAAGAAAGAACAGCUCGAGUCUGAAAAGACUAUCAGAGAGCUGCAGGGCCAACUGGAGUAUGAACGGCUACGUAGAGAAAAAUUAGAAUGUCAGCUGGAUGAGUAUCGAGCAGAGGUGGAUCAACUCAGGGAGACGCUGGAAAAAACUCAGGUUCCCAACUCUGUGGCUGUGGAAGACGACUCUUCCUGUGAGUUCAGCAAAGAGAAGAGGCGAGUGAAGAAAAAGGUGUCUUCUGGGGGAGUUUUUGUGAAAAGAUUCUACAUAUGAGUGAUACGGUAUUUUUCUUUCUCUUUCUGGCUGACUUCACUUAGGAUGACAAUCUCCAGGUCCAUCCAUGUUGCUGCAAGUGGCAUUAUUUUAUUAUUUUUUAUGGCUGAGUAGUAUUCCACUGUAUAAAUAUACCACAGCCUCUUUAUCCAGUCAUCCAUCAAUGGACUUUAAGGUUGCUUCAAUAUCUUGGCUAUUGAAUAUAGUGCUGCUAUGAACAUUACGGUGCCUGUGUAUCUUUUCAAAUUAGAGUUCCCUCUGGAUGUAUGCCCAGGAAUGGGAUUGCUGGAUCAUAUGGUAAGUCUAUUUUUAGCUUUUUGAGGAAUCUCCACACUGUUUUCCAUAGUGGCUGCACCAAUUUACAUUCCCACCAACAGUGUAGGAGGGUUCCCUUUUCUUCACAGCCUCUCCAGCAUUUAUCAUUUGUGGACUUUUGAAAGAUGGCCGUUCUGACUGGUGUGAGGUGAUACCUCAUUGUAGUUUUGAUUUGCAUUUCUCUGAUAAUUAGUGAUACUGAGCAUUUUUUCAUGUGUCUAUUGGCCAUUCACAUGUCUUCACUGGAGAAUUGCUUGUUUAGGUCUUCUGCCCAUUUUUGCAUUGGGUUUAUUUAUUUAUUUUUUUGAAGUUGUAUGAGCUAUUGAUAUAUUCUGGAUAUUAAACCUUUGUCAGUUGCAUCAUUUGCAAAUAUUUUCUCCCAUUUCUUAGGUUGUGGUUUUGUUUUACUUAUGGUUUCCUUUGCUGUGCAAAAUGCUUUUAAGUUUAAUUAGGUCCCAUUUGUUUAUUUUUGCUCUUAUUUCUAUUGCCUGGGUAGACUGCCCUAGGAGAGUAUUGGUAAGAUUUAUGUCAGAGAAUGUUUUGCCUGUUUUCUUCUAGGUUUAUCAUGUCUUGUUUUAUAUUUAAGUCUUUAAGCCAUCUUGAGUGUAUUUUUAUGUAUGGUGUGAGGGAGUGUUCUAACUUCACUGAUUUACAUGCAGCUGUCCAGUUUUCCCAACACCACUUGCUGAAGAGACUCUUUUCUCCAUUGUAUAUUUUUGCCUACUUUGUCGAAGAUUGACCGUAAGUCUGUGGGUUUAUUUCUGGGCUCUCUAUUCUGUUCCAUUGAUCCAUAUGUCUGUUUUUAUGCCAAUAGCAUGCUGUUUUGAUUACUAUAACACUGUAGUGUUGUCUUAAGUCUCGGAUGGUUAUUCCUGCAGCUUUGUUCUUUUUCUUCAAUAUUGCUUUGGCAAUUCUGGGUCUUUCAUGAUUCUAUAUAAAUUUUAGGAUUAUUCUAGUUCUGUGAAAAAUGUCCUGGGUAAUUUGAUAGGGAUUGCAUUAAAUCUGUAGAUUGCCUUGGGGAGUAUGGCCAUUUUAACAAUACUGAUUCUUACAAUUGAAGAGCAUGGGAUAUCUUUCCAUUUCUUUAGGUUAUCUUUAAUUUCUUUAAUCAGUGUUUUGUAGUUCUCUGUAAGUCUUUCACCUCCUUGGUCAGAUUUAUUCCUAAGUAUUUUAUUGUUUUGGAUGUGAUUUUAAAAAGGAUUGUUUCUUUACUUUCUUUUCCUGCUAUUUCAUUGUUAGUGUAAAGAAAUGCAACUGAUGUUUGUAUGUUAAUCUUGUAUCCUGCUGUCUUGCUGAAUUCUUAUCAGCUCUAGCAGGUUUUAUGUGGUGCUUUUAGGGUUUUCUAUAUACAACACUAUUUCUUUUAAAUUGAAGUACAGUUGAUUUACAAUGUUGUUAGAUUCUGGUGUACAGCAUAGUGAUUCAGUUAUACAUAUAUAUUUAUAUUCUUUUUCAUAAUAGGUUAUUACACAAUACUGAAUGUAGUUCCCUGUGCUAUACAGUAGGGCCUUGUUUAUUUUAUGUAUAGUAGUUUCUAUCUGCUAAUCCCAAACUCUAAUUUAUCCCUCCUCACCCUUUCCCCAUUUGUAACCAUAAAUUUGUUUUCUAUGACUGUGAGUCUCUGUUUUGUAAAUAAGUUCAUUUGUGCUAUUUUUUAGAUUACACAUAUAAGUGAUGUCAUAUAUUUGUCUUUCUGACUUAC